Messenger RNA from Rubroshorea leprosula, 1069 nucleotides. The record is from the annotation of a GenBank genome assembly. Lineage: Eukaryota; Viridiplantae; Streptophyta; Magnoliopsida; Malvales; Dipterocarpaceae.
ACAUCUAUGUCAAGCAUGUGUGGCUAACGGCUUAAGUCCAAAAAGAAUCUAAGUCCAAAAUACUGACUAGCCUUCUAGCUCGUCAUUCCCCCUAGUUAACCGUGCCUCAGGUUUCACUUCUUGAAAUGGUGGACAAGGAAAACUAUGAGAUAAGAUAUCUCAGCAUCAGCUUCAGUAAUAACCAAUGUAUUAUUCCAUUGGCAGGAUUACAGAAUGAAUCGGUUCUAUUGGUAUACAUGUCGACAUGUGCUAGCGUUUGCAAACUCCCACUAGUGGGCGUUAGUAAUCAGUAAUCAUGACUAUAUUAGAGACAAAACCAUGCAGGAUGUAAUAUCCCAAAUUUUCUGAAAUUCUAGCAUUUAAGUUGAGGACCUUUGUGCGAGGAAAUAUUAUUUUGGGGCUUAAUAGUGAAUAUUUCGAAACUUGAGGGAUUUAAAAGAGUAAAAAUUAGGAUAAAAAGGGGUAAGGCUGCUAAUUUUUCCUCAGCCACAUGGGUCAUCUUCUUCCCCGUUGUAGCCACACGAAAGAAGAAAAAAAAAAGGAACCAAGCUACCGGCAACAACCUUUGAGAAAACCGGUAGGAAGCUUGGAUAUUUCUCCUUCUUUUCUUGUUCUAGGACUGAAAUUAAACCCAGAAAUUCCCCCCCCCCCUCUGCAGAAAUCCGGAUCUGCUCUGCUCUGCUCUGCUCUGUCCGUUCGGUGGCUGCUCUUUAUUGUUGGGUGUGAUUUUUUUGGUUCUGGUAAGGGGGAACAGCCAUUAAAUUCUCUUUUCUCACUUGAUUUUGCUUGGGUUUACUCUAAUUUCCCUUGGUUUUUCCAAUUUUGGUAGACCCCUGAAUUUCUCCUUCAUUCCCGUCGGCUUCCCCUAGCUUGCAGCUACGGUUUUUGCUGCUGAAUUCUGGUAUGUGACAGCCAUUUUAAGCCUUAAAUUAUCCAUUAGCUGCUGAGCUUGUCCAUGAAUUACUGCCCCAUGUGCUGUCCGAAUUUUGUUGAAUUAGGCGGAUGAAUUUCGAUAGCUUUAAGUGGGGUUUUUGUUUAAUUUAAGUGGAAAUGAACUUGAGUAGUUGCU